This is a messenger RNA of Puntigrus tetrazona (Sumatra barb), 5222 nucleotides long. RefSeq names its product interactor protein for cytohesin exchange factors 1-like. The transcript is spliced from 12 exons. The coding region runs from base 3243 to 4607 and encodes 454 amino acids. Lineage: Eukaryota; Metazoa; Chordata; Actinopteri; Cypriniformes; Cyprinidae. The record is from RefSeq and is a predicted model, not a curated record.
CCGGGCAAUUUAAUAACUCUGCAGGGUUUUUGCUAGUUGUUCGGUUUGCUUACAUUUCAGUGAUUUAAGAAAAAACAGUAAUUGUUGAGAAUGGAGAGCAAUGGAGAAGGAGACUUGUGUUCUGUUCUUCAGAUGUUCUUCUACGUUGAAGGUUGUGGCUAAUAAUGAGUUAGCGGGUAGCAAUAUGCUAAUGUUUUAUUUUGACGCGAAGAUGACUCGUUUUUAAAAACGGCUCAUUUUAAUGAUUCAGAGUCGACUCUUUCUUUUGAGGGACAAUAAGUUUAUACACUGUGCACUUUCAGGUUAAAAACUUUCCAAGGUGUUUUCAUUCACUUAGAGCUGCGUUACACUCGCUCGUAUUAAAAAAUCUAUAAUUGGGUGCUUUUUGCAGGCAUUUUGGUUCAUUCAUUCACGUCUAUUUCACGUGAACGCCAUUCGUUUACAGCUGAAUGUGUAUAGAAAUACAAAAUCGGCUUUAAUGUGGUCAUGUUUGCAGUUCUGUCUGUGUAGAAUAAGAAGUGGAGGAUGUUUUGAAAUGUUUAUUGCGUAAGCAGAAGUCCUUUUUUUCUCUAAAAUGAUUUGGCUGUGGGCUUGACCACUUAAUUUCAAGUGUGGUAGGAGGACAGUUACAUGCCAUUUCAGAGUAUAAAAACAGAUGGUCAGACGCUCCACCUGGCCAAGUCUGGCGAGCAGUUUCAGUCUCGGUUAGUGGAUCACCUAUGAGAUGGUUCUACCCUUUGACUGGAGACCCUCUGAAUGGAUUUGACAGUAGCUGAAAAGACACGCACCCCAUCAGAUAAAAAAAACAAAGGUUAAACUAAAUGUCUGCAAAGCUGAGAGACAGCUGAGGAAGGGACGAGGAAGAAUCGAAGAUUCCAGACAGUCCACAGAUCUGAAAAAUAAACCUUUACUUGUUGAAGAUACAUGAAGCCUAGGCUCUGGGUUCCUCCUGGUGCAUGACUAAGGCAUUGAUGACAUUGACUGGCCCCAUGUUCCCCGGACCGGAGUACAAUUGAGAACGUCCAGGAUGUAGUAUCAGAAUAUCUGAAGAUGCUUUAUUAGUAGCACCUCAGACUCUGCAGGAACUCUCCAGGUCUGGCAGGAGACACCAUCCACCCUUUUAUCAGGAGCAUGCUUAGACAUUUCGCAUAUAGGCACAUGGAGGCCAUACACACUGACUUCUAUUGUGAAUCAGCCUGUAAUUAACUUGUUUGAUUUUCAGCGCGUGUGUUUUUUUUGUUUUGUUUUUUUUUUCAUCCAACCCUCAAAGGUUGGGUUGCUUUCAAUCACUGUCACAUCAUUUUAUUCUCAACGAAUUACACUAGGUAUAUGACUAAAGUUUUUUAACUUGAAUAUUUCAUCAAUGUGUGAUUUAAAGCAUUUCCCUGAAGGGAUACCCUCGUGUCGUUCCAAACUCAUAGGACCUUCAUUCAUCUUCGGAUCACAAUGAAAAUAUUUUUAAGGAUGAAAUCCGAAAGCUUUCUGACCCUCCAUAGAUAGCAAGGGUCCUACCACACUUAUAGUCGAGAAAGCUACGAAGAACAUCACUAAAAUAGUUCACGUCACAUCACCGUCGUAAUUUUAUGAAGUGAGAAUACUUUCUGUCGACAAAAAAACGUUUAACCAGUGAUUCUUCUCCCUCGAGUUAUUGUCUUCGGCCAUUAUCAAGAGUAGCACACGAGUACCUUGGCACGUAGACAAGGAGUAAGACUAGAAGAGUACAUCUGCAUCUACUGGGUUUGCGUACAUCAAUAUAACAUAAUUUUUGUCACAUUGUACAACAAUAAUUACUGUAUUUGCAUUAUAUGUUUAGGUAGGUUUAGGGUUGGGGUAGGUGUAGACAUUAAUAAAACACAAUCUAAUAGGUGGACAUUUUUCCAGCCACAGCUAUAUCGUUCAUGGUAUGCCUGUGGAGUUAGUCGAGGAAUACAAGUACUUGGGCACUAUUUUUGAUAAUCAACUGAAAUUUUCAACCAAUACAGAGGACAUUCUUAGGAGGUGCCAUCAACGUCAGUAUCUCCUUAGGAAACUUGGCUCAUUUGGAGUCUGUAAAGACAUUAUGCUGACUUUUUACUAUUCUUUUAUAGAGAGCAUUGUCACUUUUUCUUUGUCUUGUUGGUUUUCUUCUAUUAGUGUACAGAACAGAAAUCAGCUGCAGAGUGUUGUUACGGUGUGCUCUAGAAUAAUUGGCCUGCCUGUUAGAUCCCUCUCAUGUAUAUAUGAUCAGCAGAUAUUUAGGCUAGCAAAUAAGAUCAUUAAGGAUCCCUCACAUAUUCUCCAUCCAGUAUUUGAAUGGCUUCCAUCUGGGCGGCGAUUACGUUGUCCUGUUUGUAGAACUCAGAGAAGGAGGGCUACUUUUGUUCCCAAAUCUAUUUUGCUUUUAAACUCUAAAAUGUAAUUUUGUUUGUAAUUAAUUCAUAAACUGUAUUGUGUAUUUAUUUGUAUUUAAAAUGUAUUCUAUUGUGCUGCUCAAUAUGUCUUAAAAUUGCCCCUUGGGGACAAAUAAAGUUUUUUGAAAUAUCGUUUCAAGCCACAAAUGUAAACAAGGAGUCAUGCCUGAAUACAAUUACGAUUGAGCGACUGAUGUGAUGUGACUAUUUUGUCAAUGUUCUUUCGUUUCUGCGGCCUAAAUGUGGUAGGAGCCUUGCUGUCUUUGAAGGUCUCAGAUUUCAUCAAAAGUACUUUAAUUUGUGUUUCAAUGAUGAAGGUCUUACAGGUUUUCUUACAUGAGGUUGAGUAAUUAAUGACAAAUUUUUCAUGUUUUGGUGACCUAUCCCUUUAAUAUUGUAAGUGUGAUUUCAGCAUAUAAUGUAUAUCUUAAUUUUAGCAGUGGCUUAACUUUACAGAAUGCAGAGUUACUUUACAAUGUACUUAUCUACUAACUAGAAAUGGGUAACAUAAGGUAACACCUUGGACUUAGAUUGCUAUAAGGUAAACUCCUUAGCAUCUAAGAGAAGCUGUUUUUGCCUUUUUCCUUCCAGUCGUGACAUAUGUCUGAGAGAAACAUUAGCAAACAAUUUGGGGAAGGAGUUGAUUUUGUCUAUUGGGAAUUAACCAUUGACAUUUUACCAUUGACGCCUGCUAUUGAUCACACGUGAUCUUGUGUGAAUGACAACUUGCUGGAGAUAAGAGGUCUUUGCAAUGUCUGUUUUGAUUCAGUAGUGAGUUUAGAGUCAGGAUUAGGUCUGAGGUUCAUUACAAAAUAUAAGAACAGCACUGUAAAAUUAAUAACCUGACUGAAAAUGACCCUAAUAAUCACUUUGAUUGUGUCUGCUUUGGUUUCCCCCCAGGCCUCCUUUCCCAUUUCUCUUGAGCCUCGUGUGGCUUCUGAUGAGUACAAUCCGGUGUCCCUCAGGCAGAAGUCAAAGAAGAAAAAUUGUGGAGGAAGUCCAAGAAUGAGCAGAAGGAGAGUUUCGGUGAAAGAUCUGAAGCCAGUGGACCAUCAGGGCUGGCUUUAUAGGAAGAAAGAGGGGAAGGGAUUUCUGGGUAUUAAGUGGAAAAAGUAUUGGUUCGUGUUAAAGAAAACCUCUCUGUACUGGUACCCAAAUCAAGUGGCUGAAAAAGCAGAAGGCUUCAUAAAUUUGACAGAUUUUGUCAUUGACAGGGCUACAGAAUGUAAGAAAAAAUACGCUAUCAAAGCAUGUCAUCCCAAGGUCAUGAUGUUUUACUUUGCAGCAGACAGCAAUGAGGACAUGAACUUAUGGUUGAAUAAACUUGGUUUGGCAUCUAUUCAGUAUGAACCCACAGAGGUUCAUACAGCUGAAUGCUACAGUGAGGCCAGUGAUCAUGAGGAGUCCACUGACACACCACCACCGCCAUACUCUGAGCACCAGACCCAAGCUUUAGCAAGUCUCAAUGGUCCAUCAGCGACUACACACCAGGGAAGCCUUCCUCCUCCAUAUUCCUCCCCUGCUCCUAGCGAAGCCACGGGAACCCUCUCCUCCCCCGUCAGUACAAUGACUUCCCACAGCUCUGUCUCUUCCCUGGCAAAGCAUAGACGGUCUUGGCUGGACCUUGUCUCCCAGUCAAACCCUACUUCUGGCGAAACCGUGGUCUGCUCAGCUGUGGUCCAUACAGUAAGCACCGCAAUAAUGGAAACGUCACAACGCAGUGAAGCCACAUCUCAAGAUCCCCUUGGAUGCUCUUCUAGCACAUCAACUAGGCCAAUAUCUGCAGAGCCAGAAGAACCAGAAGCGCAGCUGAUCUCAAAUAACACCAGACCUGAAAUUCUAGACGGACAGGAAGGAACUGAUGAUGAGAUGGAAAGGUUGUACUUACAUUUGAAAAGAGCAAGUUUGUCUCCAACGGGUGAGCGGAAACCAUCUUCAAAAUGGGAAUUACGAGCCUCCUUUAUAAAGCGUUGCAAAAACCAGACACUCAAUGAGAAGAUACAUCUCAUCAGAACCCUCAACAGCACUCUAAAGGCUAAAGAAGCAGAUCUGCUGACUUUGGAGCAGGUGCUGGCAGACUCCGCUCUCACUGGAAGUAAAUUCAGGGAGUGGAAAGAGAUCAACGCCGUUCUGCUGCAGGAGACCAUUGUGAACUACCCCCUGCAGACUGAGCCCUCGAACGCCUCUAGUGCCUCAGCUGUGCAUCCCUCAACAUAGAUGUGCAUGCACCCCGAAAGAGUACACACCGCAACACAAGCACUGCAGAAACUGAGAGUUUUCAAAUCUGGUCUUGACGAAGGAAUGAAGAGAAUUUAUCUAAGCCUGUUGUUACUUUCACUUGCUAUCGUUCGUCUAUUUAUUUUUAUUUUUUUGUAUUUUUUUUAUCGGUCUGUUACUAAUAGGUUGUUUUAAAAUCCUUGUUUCUCUUGGAUACCUGUGGCAUAUUACUUAUGUGAAAACACAUUCUUUUGAAUCAUAUUAGAAAACUAAACAUGUUUGGUAAUAGCCUAUGUCAUUUUCUUCUUUUUUUUCUGCAUUCAGUGCAAACCUAGUAAACUAAAAUGCUGAUUAUGUGCAGUCUGUAUAGCUUGCUAUGUUUUUAUUAUUGUAAAUGCAUCUGUUUAGAUAUAUUUAUUGAUUAAAAGUAUGAUGCAACUGCUCUGAAUGACAAAUGUCAACACUGUUCAUAGUAUAAAUAAUGUGCAUUACUGUCAUAUUUAGACUAUUGAUGUACUAAGUAACUAGCUCCUUACUAGCUUUAACAUAAAAUCAUCAAAUUGCUGCUCCAUAUCAAUCAUUUACGCACAAUAAAUAACAAAGAGGUCAUAUCUA